UGUGUUUUCCAGGUUCAUUUCAAGCAUUCUGAGUGUGGUGCUGUGAGAGAUGCUGUUGUCUAUGAGAGGCUGGGAUUAUCAUGAUCAAGUGCUGUAUUUUGAUUUCAUCCAGUGGCUGAGAGAUUUGUGGGGUAAAGAGGAAGUACUGGACUUUUAAAAGUAUUAAACAGGCCCGUGACGGAGGGUUAGCCCAGAUCAGUGGAGUCAUGCGUCACACAGCUCUAUCAUGCUGGCAGCCGUUCCUGGGUCUGGCUGUGCUGCUAAUCUUCACAGGCCCCACCAUGGGCUGCCCGGCCCGCUGUGAGUGCUCGGCACAGAACAAGUCUGUCAGCUGUCACCGAAGGCGUCUGAUGUCCAUCCCAGAGGGCAUUCCCAUUGAGACCAAAAUCUUGGACCUCAGCAAGAACCGACUGAAGAGUGUAAACCCUGAGGAAUUCACAUCGUACCCUUUGCUGGAGGAGAUUGACCUCAGUGACAAUAUUGUCUCCAAUGUGGAGCCUGGAGCCUUUAACAAUCUCUUCAACUUGCGCUCCCUCCGGCUGAAAGGAAACCGUCUGAAGCUGGUCCCCCUUGGGGUGUUCACUGGGUUAUCAAACUUAACAAAGCUUGAUAUAAGUGAAAACAAGAUUGUCAUUUUGCUGGACUACAUGUUCCAAGAUCUGCAUAACCUUAAAUCCUUGGAGGUUGGGGACAAUGAUUUGGUGUAUAUAUCACACAGGGCCUUCAGUGGGCUGCUUAGCUUGGAGCAGCUCACCCUGGAGAGAUGCAACCUCACAGCCGUACCAACAGAAGCUCUUUCUCACCUCCACAACCUCAUCAGUCUGCAUUUGAAACAGCUCAACAUUAACGCUUUGCCGGCGUAUGCCUUUAAAAGACUGUUUCGCCUGAAAGACCUACAGAUAGAGGCCUGGCCCCUCCUGGACAUGCUGCCUGCCAACAGCUUGUACGGUCUCAAUCUUACUUCUCUCUCCAUCACCAACACCAACCUGUCUGCUGUACCUUACUCUGCUUUUAAGCACCUGGUUUACCUGACACAUCUCAACCUCUCUUACAACCCCAUCAGCACCAUCGAAACAGGCAUGCUGUCAGAUUUAGUGCGCCUGCAGGAGCUCCACAUGGUGGGGGCCCAGCUGCGCACCAUUGAACCACACGCUUUCCAAGGGCUCCGAUUCUUACGUGUGCUUAACGUGUCCCAAAACCUGCUAGAAACCCUAGAAGAGAAUGUAUUCCAUUCCUCCAAAAGCCUUGAGGUCCUCUGUAUUAACAACAACCCUCUGGCCUGUGACUGCCGUCUCCUUUGGAUUUUGCAGCGGCAGCCCACCUUGCAGUUCGGGGGUGAGCCACCGAUGUGUGCUGGCCCAGACAGUGUAAGAGAGAGGUCAUUCAGAGACUUUCACAGCACAGCUCUUUCCUUUUACUUCACCUGCAAGAAACCCAAGAUACAAGACAAGAAGUUGCAGUACCUGGUGGUGGAGGAAGGCCAGACAGUGCAGUUGAUGUGCAAUGCUGACGGGGACCCACAGCCUACCAUAUCCUGGGUUACCCCACGUCGGAGGCUGAUCACAACUAAAUCAAAUGGUAGAGCCACGGUGCUGGGAGAUGGCACUCUGGAGAUCCGAUUUGCUCAAGACCAGGACACUGGGAUCUACGUCUGUAUUGCAAGUAACGCAGCUGGGAAUGACACCUAUUCGGCCUCCCUUAUGGUAAAGGGGUUUACUUCAGAUCGUUUCCUUUAUGCCAACAGGACCCCUAUGUAUAUGACAGACUCCAACGACACAAGUUCCAAUGGAACUAAUGCGAACAGCUACUCUCUGGACCUUAAGACAAUAUUGGUGUCCACAGCUAUGGGCUGUUUCACAUUCCUUGGAGUGGUUUUAUUUUGUUUCCUUCUUCUUUUUGUUUGGAGCCGAGGGAAAGGCAAACACAAAACCAGCAUUGACCUUGAAUAUGUCCCUCGCAAAAACAAUGGUGCUGUGGUUGAAGGGGAGGUUUCUGGACCACGACGGUUCAAUAUGAAAAUGAUUUGAUGGUAUUCUGCUAGCAGUGCUUUUUCUGUGGCAUUAAAAUCUAUUAAAACAGCCUGGCAUGUGGAAUCGCUGGGCAAAAGCAGCUUAAUGCAGCUGUCAGUGUAUCAAAAGGUUGUAGGAAAAUGGAAAGACUAUUUGUGGUUAUACAACAGAGCCUCCAGACCUUGAGGCAGAUGUGUCAGGGCCUUUCAUAGAACUGGGAAAUUGUACUAACUGUUUGCAUUGCAAAUAUUGGCAUUCUGGGGAUAUCAGCAAUGAACCACUGGCUCAUGCUCAUGGACAAUUGUUCAACAUUUUCUACUGCUACAAAAGAAAAAAGAAAAAAAACAAACAAAAACCUACAGUGUAGGAUUUACAUACUUAAAGAAAAAGACACAUUUGUCUAAAACAUACUCUACAGUGACAUUUGUAUCUAUAUAUCUCAUUUGGUAAAACUUUGCAUCCUCCCUUCUAGUUGGUUCAACACCACAAAAAAAUUAGUAGUUUUUUUUCUUUUUAAUCUACAUCUAUACUGUGUACAUUUUAAAGCAAUACAAAUGAGAGGUUGUGCUUUUAGAUAUCCACCAAUACUGACCCAAGUGUGAUGUCACCCUUCUUUUAACUACCAUCAAACUUAAAUUAGAUUCUUGUAGUUACUAAUUAGAAAUUACAUAAGGUAUUUUUCUCCUCAUAUAGAAGGCCAGAGCUGAAUAAUUGAGAGUAAAAACAAUCAACUCUGUCGAUCUUCUCUUCGUAUAAAUAUAAGGCACGUGCCUAGUUUUGAUACAGAAUGGAAUAUUUUUUAUAUCUGUGAUAUCACACUGGACCAGUUUACUGUAACAUAGCCCUGGCUCUCACCCAGGGAAGGCAACCCACUAGUCAAUGCUGGCAUAGAGGAGUUGAGUUCUACCUUGAAGAGAGAGAAUCGGUUUUGUUAGCCCUGAUUUUAAUUUCAAAGCUACUGUUAAAAUGUUAAUGUGUACUGGGCAAAAUAAAGAGCAUAAUACAUUCUGCAGACUCCUUGGGAAAUAUGGUCAUCUUACUAUUUAUACAAAUGUAUCAAAACAUACAAACACUCUGCUACUAGGAAUGAACUCUUCUCCAAUGCCAAGUAAACUACAGUUGUUCAUGCAUAAUAUGGGGAUUAUAAUACUAAAAUAAUGAUUAAAACAUGAUAGCCUCAAAAAGGCUAACACUGCCAGAUAUAAUGAACCUCUAGCCACUGUCAUUCUCAUCUUGUAUAUUUGUAGAUAACACAUAGACACAAAGCUAAUUUCCAAGAACAGAUUACUUAGCUAUUCUUGAUGCCAUUUUAAUAACGAUGUGGUUAUGUUUCUUUCAGGGGCAGUAUCUUAGAGCAAGAGGGGUGAGUUAUUCCAGAUUUUAGAAAUCAUUUUUAAUGGAGAGAAGUCAGAAGUGGAAUAUUAGUUCAGUACAAGUAAUCUUUUGUUUGUUUUAUGUCUCUAAACAAAUUCUCAAAAGAUUGAGAACUAAAACUUUAUUCUUAAUCAUUAAUAUCACUAUUCCUAUUUUGAAAUUCUCAGCAAUUGCAAGAUACGAAGUUGUUCAUCACUUCUCCUUUUUCCAGCAAUUAGGAACCAUAAGUUUGUCCUACAUGGCUGAUAACAAAUACAAUUUUUCAAUGAUUGGCAUAACCUGGAGUAAGGAUAACAAUGACUAUAUAUAUAUAUUUAAUCAAAAAGAAUAUGAAAAUAUUAUAAGACAGAACAUUCGGAUUAGUGUGAUUUAAGAGCCCAUGUCCAAUCUUAAUAUUAGAUUUCAGCACUUUGAAACCAAAGUCAGGCUGACCUAUAAUGGAAUGCAGGUGCUUCUAAAAUUAGUAUCCACAUUCUUUGGCAGAGAUUUUCAAAGCAGGAUAACGAUCUCCUGCUCCUAUCAAGGGAAAUGUGCCAAAAGUUGUACAAUCCAGCUGUGCUCCCCAGAUGUACCCAUAACAAAGCUGCCGGACCCAAGGCUAGACAAUUUUGAGAAUCUCUUUUCUUAGUGGUUGGUAUUUAGUUGCAUAGUUGUUCCAUUUUAUGUUGCCAAACUGAGGAGGUUGCAAGGGUAGUUAGAAUUUUGUUCACUUAAGUUGAUUUUAAGUUUAGAGCUGUGUUUUCUUGUUUCCUUUUUUUUUUAUGCUCUGAACUAGAUAAGUGAAGAUUUAUAGAGAUGCUUGAUCAGAAUACUCUUUGUUCUAUGACAGUUUGUAGAACAUUAAUAUAAUGGAAUAACCCCUGACUAAAUUCUAACACCAGGGAAAUUAUUUUUGUUGAUGAAAUAACCACUGCACUGACGUCCAAAACUCUACUGUACCUUAAUGUGGGCAGUUAAAGAAACAAAUGGGGAUAAAAAAAAUGUUUCUGAACUGUCCAUUGAAGACAUUUGCAUGUGCCUUUCCCUUGUAAUUGUCAUUUUUUCAACUAGUAAUCCAUUGCCCCUGCAGUCAUUUCAUGUUAAAUGUUAAAAUCAAUGUUAGAAGCAAAAAGUCUCCUAAGUUCUAGACAUUUGCAGCUGAUUUCUUCAUAUUAAAUGACACAAUGAAAAAAAUUCUAAAAAAAAAAAAAAACAGAAAAAAUGUACUUUUAGGAUUAAUUAUGAAUUGCUGUAUUCCCUUAUUCCCUUAGAAUGAUUCUUAAGUGAUUGCAUUGUUAGUGCACUGCAAGGAUUUGUGAGCAGAAAUAUGCUUAGUUACCUAUGUGAAAUGUGUGCUGGUGAUGAAAAUCACCACUUGCUGUUGCUGAGCACCACCUUGCAGAUCUGUCAACGUUCUGUGUAUUGCCUUGAGUUCAGUCAGUAUUCAGUUUUUCAGAAUCAGUGUUUGCUUCCUGCCUCUAGUGAUGUUCUUCUUUUUGCAGCCUACUUAUUUCAGCAUGGACUUGACAAGGCAUAUGGCAUCUCUUAACAGAAGUGAGGACAGCAAGACUCAGAGACACACUUUUUAUCUUGCUCCACACAGUCUCCUUUUUUAUGUAUCUGUGGGAUACACACUCACUGUGGCUCUUUUGGGUGGAUAAGGAAUACAGUGCCAAGGUCGCACCUAGAUAAGCACCUUUCUGGCAAUUCUUUUAAGAACAGAAUGGCUGAAUGCCUACGUGCUUCUUGAAGGAGUCACUUCUACUUCUCUGCUAGAGAUAAAGGGGACACCACAGUUUAUUUUACUGCAGGGGAGAAAAAGGAGUGGGCUGUGAGGAGGCAUCUGACCCACAUGGCUCCCCUAUCAUAUAUUCAGAGACAGGUGGAUAGUGCAUACCUGGUACUAAAAGUGGGAACAAAGAUUUUAAGCUACCUCUGACUUUUGUACAGGCUGGCCCCCAUGCUGGCACAAGCCUGAACUUACCUGGCAGUCAGUGCAAGAAAACUCUGAGGAGCAGCAACAGUUCUGCAGAAAUGGAAAAAGCAGAAAAUGUCAAAACCAGCAAAGGAACUUGAGAAAGCAGGUACCAAAAUAUCCUUGUCAUAAUUCCUUUAAGAGAAUGCUUGAGCCUCCCACAAAUAUGUUUUGAAGUCCACUUUCACAGACUAGUACUCUUCUUUCAGAAUAGAUGAAUGUACAAGUAUUUACAGAAUCACACUGAAUCAUGGAAUUAUUUAGGUUGGAAAAGAUCUCCAAGAUUAUCAAGUCCAACCUUUGACCUUGUCAAUUAGACCAUGACACUAAGUGCUACACCCAGACAUUUACUGAACACCUCCAGGGAUGGUGACCCACCACCUUCCCGGGCAGUGUAUUUCAAUGUUUAACAAAUAUUUCUGUGAAGAAAUUCUUCCUGACGUCCAACCUGAACCUCGCCUGGCACAGUGUGAGGCUAUGCUCUCUCAUUCUGUAACUUAGUUGCCAGGGAGAAGAGACCGA
Molecule: messenger RNA, 5859 nt
Organism: Manacus vitellinus (golden-collared manakin)
Lineage: Eukaryota; Metazoa; Chordata; Aves; Passeriformes; Pipridae
Gene: LINGO2
Product: leucine rich repeat and Ig domain containing 2
Exons: 2
Coding region: 207-2027 (606 amino acids)
Cellular component (GO): plasma membrane
Molecular function (GO): protein binding
Source: RefSeq, a predicted model, not a curated record